Messenger RNA from Triticum turgidum subsp. durum (durum wheat), 1800 nucleotides. Lineage: Eukaryota; Viridiplantae; Streptophyta; Magnoliopsida; Poales; Poaceae. The record is from the annotation of a GenBank genome assembly.
AUGCCGACGGUCAGCGUCGGCCGCGACCGCCUCUUCGCCGCACUCGGCAGGGUCUACAUGGAUGCUCCAGCGCAAGACGAAUUCGAGGCACUCUGCUUCGAUUUCGGCAUCGAACUCGAUGAUGUGACCACAGAGAAGGCCAUCAUCCGGAAGGAGAAGCACCUGGAGGAAGACGUCGAAGCGGACGGCGAUGACGAGGUCAUCUACAAGAUUGAGGUUGCCGCCAAUAGAUAUGAUUUGUUAUGUCUAGAAGGAAUAGCAAGGUCCCUUCGCAUUUUCACUGGGAGUGAAGCUACCCCUAUAUUUAAAAUUGCCUCAAUCCCUCGUGGUUCAAUGCUUCAGAUGCAUGUUAGAUCACAGACCUCGCAAAUUAGACCAUAUGUAGUUUGUGCUGUCCUAAGAGGAGUAACUUUUGAUGAAGUCAGAUACAACAGCUUCAUUGAUCUUCAAGACAAACUCCAUCAAAAUAUUUGCCGGAAGAGAACUCUUGUUGCUAUUGGUACCCAUGAUUUGGACACUCUACAAGGACCCUUCACAUACGAGGCUCUACCACCACAGGAAAUCAAUUUUAUCCCACUAAAGCAGGAGCAAAAUUUCAGAGCGGAUGCAUUGAUGGAUUUCUACAGAUCGGACAUGAAAUUGAAGAAAUUUUUGCAUAUAAUCGAGAACUCUCCAGUUUACCCAGUUAUACAUGAUAGCAACAGAACUGUAUUAUCGUUACCUCCUAUCAUCAAUGGUGCACAUUCUGCUAUCACCCUUAAGACAAGGAAUGUGUUUAUCGAAUGCACUGCGACAGACCUUACAAAAGCAAAUAUUGUUCUGAACACAAUGGUUGCAAUGUUUUCGGAGUACUGUGAAAAUAAGUUUGAAGUGGAACCAGUUGAAGUGGUAUCUUAUGAUGGAAGCACAGCCAUUUAUCCUGAUCUUUCAUGUUAUAAAAUGGAAGUUCCGCUCUCUGAUAUUGUUGGACCCAUUGGAAUCUCCCUAGAUGAGACACAGGUUAUCUCCCUUUUGAACAAAAUGCAAUUGCAAGCGAGACUUUGUUCAUCAAAUGGGGAGCCUUGUAUUUCGGUGUCUGUCCCUCCUACAAGAAGUGAUGUUCUGCAUGCCCGUGAUCUAACAGAGGAUGUUGCUAUAGCUUAUGGGUACAACAAUGUGCCAAAAUCAAAGCCAAAGUCUAUGACAAUAGGUGGAAGGCAACCACUAAACCGUUUCUCUGAUAAAAUCCGUGCUGAGGUUGCAAGAGCUGGUUAUAUGGAGGUGCUCACAUUUGUUUUGACUUCACACGAAGAAAACUUUGACAUGCUAAACAGGACAGACGAUGGAAAUAAAGCAGUCAUUAUUGCAAACCCCCGUACUUCUGAAUUUGAGGUUGUAAGGGGUAGUCUGAUGUCAUGUUUGUUGAAAACGCUGAAGCAUAAUAUAGACCAUCCAAGACCCAUAAAGAUUUUUGAAGUUGGGGAUGUAGUGUCAUUGGAUGCUUCAUGUGAUGUUGGUGCCUCCAAUAAUCGCCGGCUUGCAGCUUUGUACUGUAAUAGUAAUUCUGGAUUUGAGGAAAUUAUGGGUUUGGUGGAUAGGAUCGUCAAAAUCGUGACACAUUCUCCAUGCGUAAAAUUCGGCCAAACUUACUAUGUUCCUUCAAGUGAACCCGAGUUCUUUACUAAAAGACAAUGCAAAAUUGUUAAGAGUGAUGGAAAGCAGGUUGGCUACUUGGGAAUUGUCCACGCUGAGGUGCUAAGAAAAUUUGGCAUUCCGGACCCCUGCACCUUUGUCGAGAUUGACAUUGAGGCUCUUUUGUAG